Olea europaea var. sylvestris is the source of this 441-nucleotide messenger RNA. Its product is annotated as photosystem I reaction center subunit N, chloroplastic-like. The coding region runs from base 1 to 357 and encodes 118 amino acids. Gene Ontology annotation, biological process: photosynthesis. Lineage: Eukaryota; Viridiplantae; Streptophyta; Magnoliopsida; Lamiales; Oleaceae. The record is from RefSeq and is a predicted model, not a curated record. The transcript has 5 exons. Gene Ontology annotation, cellular component: chloroplast photosystem I.
AUGUUCGCUCUAUUUACACCCUGGACGGGCCUGAAUUGUCCAUUUAAUCUUUGGAGUUUGAAAGAUGCACUAAAUGGACAAUUCCAGUUCGCAAAUGCUGGCAUCAUUGAUGAAUACAUUGAAAAGAGCAAGGCCAACAAGGAAUUGAAUGACAAGAAGAGGCUGGCCACAAGUGGUGCAAACUUUGCCCGAGCUUUUACAGUUCAAUUUGGUACAUGCAAAUUCCCUGAAAACUUCACUGGCUGCCAAGCAGAAAAAGUACCAUUUAUUUUAGAUGACUUGGAGUUGGAGUGCAAAGGGAAGGACAAAUACAAGUGUGAAAUGGUGAAAUGUUGUAUUAUUGUUCACCUCAAAUAACUACAUUUUCUCAAAACUGAAACUUGAAUUCUCUUAAUUCUUCAUUUUUCAUUUUAGAAUAUGUAAUAUAUUUUCUCAUUAUAA